Messenger RNA from Crotalus tigris (Tiger rattlesnake), 3997 nucleotides. Its product is annotated as calcium-binding protein 5-like. The coding region runs from base 1083 to 1604 and encodes 173 amino acids. The transcript is spliced from 6 exons. The record is from RefSeq and is a predicted model, not a curated record. Gene Ontology annotation, molecular function: calcium ion binding. Lineage: Eukaryota; Metazoa; Chordata; Lepidosauria; Squamata; Viperidae.
UGAGAUAACUUCAUAACUUGACAGAAUAACAAUGUUGGAAAGGAUCUUAAAAGUCUUCUAGUCCAACGCUCUUCUCAGGCAGGAAAACUUAGGAGUUGCCACCACCUUUUCUGCAAUUUUAAGAAGCACACUUAGGAGUUGAUUUAGGUCAUGACUGCUCCAAAGUACUCAAGGCUCAAAUGAUUCUACAAAUUAGAGCCAAAUCAGACUUUGGUGGAACAUGUCCAUCUUUUCAUGUGUGGCCUGCCAUAGCAGUAUCUAUGUUAACAUAGUGGUGGGCAGCCUUUUUGUGGCUAAGGGCCAUGUAUUUACAGUAUAUUUUUUGGAUGGGCUGAAGGCCAUAGUGGGCAAGAUAGUGAUUACACCCUUAAAACUAUGGCAAUAAAGUGGAGAAAGCCUAUUUAUGUGGGGGGUUUCCCUGAGAUUUGGAGAAUCUGGAGAUUUUCUUUAUUCUUUAAACCAAAACUUUUUAAAAUAGUUUAUAAUGUGGUGGAGGUUUGUGUGCGUAUUUGGGUGUGUGGUAUUUUGUGUGUGUGUUUGGGAGGGGUGUGUGCUCUCGAGUCAGUGUUGAUUCCUCAUGACUGCUCGAACUAGUCCCACAGUGUUCUUGCUGAUUUGCUAUUGCCUCCUUUCCAGGGCUGAGAGAGAGUGACUGGCCCACCCAGCUGGAUUUCUGCCUAAGACAGGACUGGAACACACAGUCGUCCAGUUUCUAGCCUGAUGGCUUAAUGGCUACACAACUGGCUAUCCAUCCUUUCCUACCCCAUUUUAAUGUUCUGGAAGCUUCCGUCUUUUCUAUACUUCCUGAGAAGCCAAGCUGGUCCAGGCUGCCAACUGUCACCACGUGGCAGAUGUUAAUCUGGGCAAAGGAGGAGAGAUUUAUUCUACCGAUGUCACUGCCAGGAGAAGAGCAAAAAAGGUCUGGAUGGGGGAGGGGUCGGAAAUGAAGAAGAGAUGAUCCCUUUCUCCCUCUAUAAAUCAGCCUCUUCCAAAGUGCUGUUUUUUCUGCUGCUGAAGAUUGGGUGCCAAGCAGACUGGCUGGGGACUUGGUGACUGGACCAGGAACCACAUCUCUCUGCACCAUGCAGAACAGCCUGGGACCCGCUUGCAUCUUCUUGCGCAAGAACAUUGCUGACAAGCAGAGGCAACGUGAACUGAGUAGCGAUGAAAUUGAAGAACUCUGUGAAGCCUUUCAGGAGUUUGACAAGGACAAAGAUGGAUAUAUCAGCUGCAAAGAUCUGGGCAACCUCAUGAGAACAAUGGGUUACAUGCCAACUGAGAUGGAACUCAUAGAAUUGUCUCAACAGAUCAACAUGAAUCUUGGAGGACAUGUUGCUUUCGAGGACUUUGUAGAACUAAUGGCCCCAAAACUGUUGGCAGAAACAGCGGGCAUGAUCGGCCUUCAAGAGAUGAGAGAUGUCUUCAAGGAGUUUGACGCAAAUGGGGAUGGCAAGAUCACUUUGACUGAGCUGCGACAGACCAUGCAACGGUUGAUGAGUGAGACAAUGACCCCUGAAGAGGUUAACGAUAUGGUGAAGGAAGCUGACAUUAAUGGAGAUGGGACUGUGGAUUUUGAAGAAUUUGUCUCGAUGAUGUCACGCUGAUGCAACCAUUGGCCGUCCUCUGCUUCCAAGGAGUGAAAAUACACACUGCACUUUAAAAAAAAAAAUGUGCAUUUUUUUUACUUCUUGAGUUUCAAAAAAAAAAAGUAUGCUCGCACAAUUUUUUGUACCCCAUAGUCAAAUUCUAAUCUGCUUCAAUAAGAAGCAUUGUGAAAAUGCUGCCUUUAUUUUCUACCUGAUGUCACAAACCAGAAAAGGAGGAAAAGACCAAAGCCUGUCUUUAAAAUCCAAAGAGGCAAGGUUAAGAAUGUGGGCAGGUGCCUGACAGAGUAGCCACCUUUUGAAUUGCCCAAAUGACAGGUUACUCAAGUGGAGAUGCUCCCUCUGGGUAAUCUGACAUUCAGGCUAUUUUUGUACUACCCAACUUCCAGAAGACCAGGAGAACUGUCUUAAAAAUGGCCAUCUGAAAGGCUGGUGGGAUGGAGGAGAGGUGUGGGAUAAAGUAGUGAGAGAGCUUCCUCCUGCUUUAUCCUGGGCCUUUUCAUCUCACUAUCAACCAAGUUAUUUUUGGACAUAGCUUUACUAAUAUUCCAGAAAUUGACUGGAAUAUUAGUAUAGUUUUAGACUGGUGUCCAAAACUAUCUCUGUGGACAGGUCAGUGGGAUAGAAGAGGCAUGUGAGUUUAAGAGAAGGAAGUUUGCAGGGCACAUCAAUGGAGCUUCUCCCUAGUUCAACCAUUGUGUUCCACCAGCCUAUCAUCCAAUCUACUUUUGGAUACAGGUUUACUGAUCUUCCUGUUGCUUGGGUUAGAAGGGGAAACUUGCAGAACUCUUUCUCCAUUUCAUUUCAGCUGCCAAUUAUCUCAAAAUGCCAGUGCUGGCAGUAUUUGGCCAUUGCUAGCAGCUCCUACAAGUAUCCAAUAGAAUACACAAAAUGACUUUGGAGAUGUAAAAGGUCCCUAUUCCUCAAAAAAUGAAGAUAGUAGAAACCAUGGCUGUGUAAGACCCCUUAUUGGCAGGAUCUGUGGAAAAUCUGUAAUGCACUUAUUUGGAACAGAACCAACAACCCACAGCUAGAAAAUCCCAACUCUCAUUUCUAGUUUAAAUUGAACUUAUACAAUGAUAGUUCUGAUUUUUAAUGAAGAUUUACACUUUUCCCCAAGACUGCUAAAUGCAUGUUAAAAACAGAAUCUGUGGUGUUGCAGAAGAAUGCCAAAUCUUUAUAUAAGAAGUGAAUGUAAUGUAAUUGGUGCUUUGUGAAAUACUGGAUAGGCAUUAUUCGACAGUUGCCUCUGUGGAAACCAGGUGCCCGAUCCCUCCUUUAUCUCCAGUCAAAAUGUUCAAGGAAGGUAGUGGAAAGAGGCAACCAGAAGAAAGAAGCCCAAGUUUGUGUUUGCAGAACCUGAAAUGAGCUGAUAGAAACUAGAUCAGUGGUUCUCAACCUGUGGGUUGGGACCCCAUUUGGGGUCGAACGACUAUUUCACAGGGGUCGUCAAACAAGGCUGUCCGCCAUUUUUUUCCCCUUUUCUUUGGCCAUGCCCCUGGCACUCGGUGAUGUAUAAGUGGUUGGGGGUCACCACAACAUGGGGAACUGUAUUAUGGGGUCGUGGCAUUAGAAAGGUUGAGAACCACUGAACUAGAUAGAUCCAGCCACUGGCAUAUCAUUAAGGAGUCAUCAUAGGAUGUUCACGCAAGAUGACUUGGGUCAGAAGAAGAAAAACACUACUGAUAAACUGGAAUUACUAAAGACAAAUACCUUCACAGGAAGCUGGGGAUGAGAUGAAGACACCAUUGUGAAAAUAUAUUCUCUAAAAAUCAUCAGCAGAAUAUCUUCAUGUUGCAGUUAAUCAUAAUUAUGGAUGACCCACUAUGGAGAGACUCUUGGCCAUGGGAAGGUGAUUCUGGCUGUUGCUCUUCUCUCAGCCCAACUUAAUCUGUCUUGAGCUGUAUAAUAUGAACAAAAGACUCUAUCUAAACUGUGAAGUGAGAUUAAAUAAUUCAGUUUAUACAGGAGACCGGGGGAGGAAACAGGUAGAUUUGGGAAGCCAAAUCAUGGAUAGACAACUUGUAAUCCAUAUAUAAUCCCCAACCACUUUUUGUGACUUAAAAUUAUAUUGCUUAAAUUUAACAAAACUCCGAUUUUCAGAAGUGCAAUUGAACAUGGGGGCUUUAAGCCUUCACUAAAUGUCAUGCAGCUAUUUUCUAUUAGUAUCCAUUAGUAUCCCUAUAAAAUUGGUACUUUGACAUCACUGUCAUGUCCCCACAACUGUUAAAAACUGAAGCGCAGUUCCCGCAGAAAAAAGAUUCUUCCUCAAUCCCCGCUUUGCAACACCUGUCAGAACUCAGGGUCCCCUUUUCUCAUUUAUUAUCUUUCAUCAGAUCUGUCCCCUACUCUCUCAACUAAUGUACAAUAAAAAUUUUCCUUAUACAAAGUUC